Talaromyces proteolyticus is the source of this 681-nucleotide messenger RNA. RefSeq names its product RmlC-like cupin domain-containing protein. Gene Ontology annotation, molecular function: ureidoglycolate hydrolase activity; ureidoglycolate lyase activity. The transcript has a single exon. Lineage: Eukaryota; Fungi; Ascomycota; Eurotiomycetes; Eurotiales; Trichocomaceae. Gene Ontology annotation, biological process: allantoin catabolic process. The record is from RefSeq and is a predicted model, not a curated record. Bases 1 to 681 code for a protein of 226 amino acids.
AUGAAAUUCGAUGCCAACGAUAUUGCCUACACCCCCACGACUGGGGUGACCAAGGUCUUUGAAUUAGCCGUAGUGCAAGCAACCCCCGAAAGCAUCAAGGGCUACGGUCAGAUUGUCGAGUCACCCGAGAACUUCCCCAUCGAGAUAGUCCGCUGGCCGGCCCAGGGAUGGCGACCGGUUGAUGCGAACUCGGGGAACCAAGGCGGAACAACGGAAGGGCUCUUCGAGUUCUGGUGGAAGGACAACACGCUGUACGCCCGUAAUAACGCCGUGGGCGACAACUACCUUUUUGCCUGGAGCCAAUUCCCCGAGGAGGCAAGCACCAGCGGCGUUGGAAAGCCACGUGAUAUGGCACUGAUAUGGCGCGCUAACUAUCAUCCGGACGGCGGGCAGAUGUUCUUUCCCAUGGAUGGGCAGAGUUUCUUGAUUCCAUUGGCAUUGCCGGGUGACGACGUUACCCCCGAGAAGUUCGUGGCUUUCCGGUGCGACGGCGGCAAGGGUCUUUACAUCCAUCCCAAUAUCUGGCAUGGUGCUGUUGUUCCUAUCGAUGAUCACAGUCGCUUCUUGGAUCGUCAGGGCCGUGUUCACGCACGGGUCUCAGUGAACUUUGCUAAGGAGUUUGGAGGCUAUAUCUCCAUUCCACUGCGUGCUGCGGAGAAGGAGAAGCCUCAAUCGACUUAA